Paraglomus occultum is the source of this 4650-nucleotide messenger RNA. Lineage: Eukaryota; Fungi; Glomeromycota; Glomeromycetes; Paraglomerales; Paraglomeraceae. The record is from the annotation of a GenBank genome assembly.
AUGAACACCAAAGGCGGUAAAAAGACUGUGAAAAAAGCAGUCAAAGGGAAAGUAAAAAGUAAUGGAGCUGGAACCGAUUUAUCUGCAAAGGGGGAUCUUGCAACAAGGGUUAAUGCCAAGACGGACAAAAAAAGAAAGCGUCCGAAAGAGAAUUCGAUAGUUGACAAUUCAGCAACCGUAUCAGCGUCUGAGGAGAUUGAUUUUCCACGGGGCGGAAGCAUUGUACAAAAACCGAUCAAAGAUGAGCAAGACGAGAUGCAGGAAAGCACAGAAUCACCUAAAAAGAAACGUAAACAUUCCAAUACUAGCAAACACGCCAAACAGGCUUCAAAGGAUGAGAUUAAUCGCGCUAUGCGCCCAGUAGAGAUAUUGACUUUCAAUAAAUUAACUGUUGGUACAUGUCUUCUGGGCCAAAUCCAGCAGAUCGACGACAUCGAGCUUACCGUUUCACUGCCAAACCAACUUAUCGGUUAUGUACCGAUAACUCAAAUUUCUUCGGCCAUUUCCAGGGCCGUUGAGACAGCAGCUAACGCUGAUUCUGAUGACGAAAUGUCAGAUGAAAGUAAUUCACCAUUGCCUGACCUGAGGAAUUUGUUCGCGGUUGGACAAUGGGUCCGUUGUGCUGUUCUCGGCAAAGAAGGAGGUAAUAAUGACAACGUAAAAGACAAGCGGAAAAAGAGACGAGUGGAGUUGAGUUUGAAUCCAGAGAUUGUGAAUAACGGCAUCGUGGUCGACGAUCUCGUCAAAGGAAUGAUAUUGUCUGCAGUUGUAGACAGCGUUGAGGACCAUGGCUAUAUUCUGUCAUUUGGUUUCAAUGGAGUAAAUGGCUUUUUACAUGAUAAGGAUGCGAAAAAUUAUAUUUUAGAGCGUAACAACAACCAACGCUUAAUAGUCGGACAAUUGCUCACAGUGAGCGUCCUCAAAGUAAACGACGAUCGCCGAACAGUCAAAGUAACGAUAAACCCAAAAAUUAUAUCAUCCUCAUUAAUCUCUGACGCCGUUUCCAACAUUGCUUCCUUAACCCCGGGAAACCUUGUCGACGUAUUGAUAACUGAAAUUCACGCCAACGGCCUUAUUGGUAAAAUCAUGGGAUUCUUUGAUGGUAUCAUAAACUGGUUCCAUGUUGGCGAAAAGUUUGUUACAGGGCUUAAGGAUUUGGAGAGUAAAUUUAAGCCGAAUAUGAAAAUACGAGCGCGGGUUAUCUAUACCAUGUUUUCGAAUACCGAGAAAAAAAUUGGCUUAUCGGCUGCCGACCAUGUGAAGAGUUUGGGACUUUCAAAAUUGAAUGAUACAGCUACAUCAGUCAAACCUAUGACUGACGCGUUUCCUAUCGGGGCUAUAUUUGAGAAAGUUGUCGUAAAGAGAGUUGAUAGUAAGUCUGGAUUAGUCGUUGAGAUUGAAAAUUUGGCUAUUGCCGGAUAUGUGCAAAAAUCGCAAAUUUCCGACGAGCCGAUCGCCUCUCGUCCUGCAAAUAGCGGCAAAUUUAAUAUAGACUCUACUCAUCGCGCACGUGUCGUGGGAUAUUCUAUGGUAGAUGGGUUAUUACAGUUGUCUCUCAGAGAAUCUGUGCUGAAACAAAGCUUUUUAAGGCAUGAAGAUAUCCAAGUUGGACAAGUGGUUAAGGGCACCGUACGAAACUUAAUUCCUAGUGGCGUCAUUGUAUCUCUAGCUGAGAACAUAACGGCACUCGCUCCAACUCUUCAUUUGUCUGAUGUAAAACUUACUCAUCCUGAACUCAAAUUUAAACCUCAAGAUACGGUCAAAUGUCGCGUCCUAGUUACAAACCCAUCCGACAAGCGCGUUUUGGUCACAUUAAAGAAAGCCCUGGUUAAUAGUAACUUUCCUAUUAUUACAUCUCUCGCCGAUGCGAAAGAAGGUUUAAUUACUCAUGCCGUCAUAACGGGAAUGAAUCGAGCGGGCUGUUUUGUUACUUUUUAUAAUAGUUUUUCUACAUUUGUGCCGGUAGCAGAAUGUAGUGAGACUUUUGUAAAUGACGUGAGUGAAAAGUUCUCAAUUGGACAGACAAUAAAGUGUAGAGUUAUGAGCGUCGACCAAGAGAAAAAGCUACUUAAAAUAACGCAGGGCAAGGUUGUCUCCAAAAAGUCAAAUACACUCAUUCUUUCGCUGCAACCCUCUCAAAGCCGCGCUGUCCUGCAUCAGUCACAUUUGUCGGAUCAUAUCGGUUCCCAUGCACAGCAACUGUUUGAUUCGAUAAAAGUUGGUGACGAUUUGCAUGAUAUUGUAGUGAUCGGAACGAAUAAAACUAAAAAUGCUGUUUAUGUGAGUAAAAAGCCGAUGCUUGUACGGGCGUGCAAAGAAGGAAAGUUGCCGGAAAAGUUGGAAGAUGUAAAUAUUGGGGAUUUCGUGGUUGGAUACGUGAAAUUGGUGACAGACUUUAAAGUCGUAGUGAGAUUUUUGGGUGAUUUCGAAGGGGUGGCUAUGAGACACACAAUAGCGGAUCAGUACAUUGCAACCCCCAUUGGCCUGUUUCAUCCAUUCCAAACGGUAAUCGGCCGUAUUACUGGCAUAGACACUGAACGUGGUAAACUCGAACUCACUCUCAAGCCUUCAGAGACGCCGAUAUCAUCUAUUCCGUACAUAUCCGAGGAUGAUUUCAUCAAAAGCUACUUUGCCGAAAUCCCUCAACCAUCUUUUGCAAAGUUCAUUCAAAUAGGUCGGAAAGUGAAAGCCAAGGUGAUCCAAAUAACAGAGGACGCGUGGAACGUCGAAAUGAAAAAUAGUGUUAAUGGUAUUGUUCGGAAAGAACAAACGGGUGGAGCGGUAGUGAACAUUGGAGAUGUUGUAGAUGCGAUUGUAUUAGAUGUCGACGGUACAGAGAAUACGGUUUACUUGAGUACAAGAACGGAACUACUUGAAAGUGCUGAUAAUGACAAGGAAAAUAGGACAAAACUUUACAAAAAUUUAAAAAGUUUGGCUAAAGACGGUAUACCAAUUGACGCAAUAGUCGAACUCGUAAAAGAAGACUAUGUUAUCCUCUCACUUCCCGACCAUUCGUAUCAAUUAACGUUUGCGCCACUAAAAUCCUACAACCAACGCUCAAAGCCGCUUUUUCGAGUUAAACCACUACUCAAGAUCCAAACCAAAGUCAUACACGUUCCCAAACCAAAAAAGAAGUCUCUUGAUCGCGGAAUUUCACUCAUACAUUCAACACCAUCUGACUCCACCGCCAAGAACGAAAACUCACUGUUGACAUUGAAAGAUUUCAAGGAAGGACAAAAGGUCAUGGGAACAGUAACAGGAGUCGAGAAAUAUGGUGUAUUUAUAAACAUUGAUAAUAGUAAAGUUGCAGGAUUGUGUCAUAUCUCGAAAAUUUCGGAUGACUUUGUGAAAGAUGUAUCGAAAUUGUUUUCUGUCGGGCAAAAGUUAAAGACAUGUAUAUUGAACAUUGAUCGUGAAAAAGAAAAAAUAUUUUUUGGACUCAAGCAAUCGUACUUUGAAGACGAGGAAAAUGCAGAUAUUGAAGACACCGUCGGAGAGAUUCUUGACAGCAACACAAGCAAACCGGACAAUGGUCUCUGCUUAGAGCUAGAUUCCGACACUGAAAUGUUCCCAUCACAAUCUGUUCCAAUGGCGAUUGAAGAUGACCCCAAGAUUAGCUCCGUAUUUACCAACGAAGAUAUAACUCCAUUACCGCUUUCUGAUUCAUGGAAUUGGAUUAAUGUCGAUGAUGGUAACAGACAGUCGAACAUUAAUUCCGAUAAUGACAGUCUAUCAGACGCGACCGAUGAUGAUGGCAGCCCAAAGAAGAAAAAGAAAAAGAAAAAGAAUUUAAUCGAGGCCAAGGACAUCACCGAGGAUAUCUCAAAACGCAAACCGGAAUCCAAUGCCGACUUUGAAAGACUUUUACUCGGCUCGCCUAAUUCUUCUUAUAUGUGGAUAAACUACAUGGCUCAUCAACUGAAUCUAUCCGAAAUAGACAAGGCACGAGAGAUAGCUGAGCGUGCAUUAAAGACGAUAAAUUAUCGGGAAGAACAGGAAAAGAUGAACGUAUGGACUGCGUUUAUGAAUUUGGAGAAUACUUUUGGAACAGAAGAGACUUUUGAACAAGUGUUCAAGCGGGCGUUACAAUCGUGCGACCCGAAACAGACUUAUUUUGUGCGUGCUGAGAUUUAUGAACAGUCGGAAAAGUCUGAGCUGGCCGAGCAGACAUAUAAAACAAUGCUGAAAAAGUUCUCUCAGAGUUCCAAAGUAUGGACGAGAGCAGGAUUGUUUUACAUGUUACAAGGAAAGCUCGAGACAGCUCGCGACCUAUUGCAGAGAAGCUUAAAGUCACUCCCUAAACAUAAACAUGUGAAGACAAUAUCAAAAUUUGCCCAGAUUGAAUUUAAACACGGUGAACCCGAACGCGGGCGAACAAUAUUCGAGGGUGUAAUGACCACUUAUCCCAAGCGCAUUGAUUUAUGGUCGAUUUACAUAGAUAUGGAAAUUAAAGUGGGCGAUAAAGCAGCGGUUCGACGGCUCUUCCAGAGAGUGACAUCCAUAAAAUUUUCCUCCAAAAAGAUGAAAUUUAUGUUUAAGAAAUGGUUAAUGUUUGAGAAGACGCAUGGGACGGAAGACGAUGUUGAAGAAGUGAAGAAUAAAGCAAAAGAUUAUGUUGAAGGACUGGGUAGCCUGAAACAAGAUGAAUGA